AUGGAGAAGGAGUGGUCAACAAAGAAGAAGCUGAUCCUCCCCAUCCUCAUCCUUUUUCUCCUCAUUACCGUACAGACAUUCUGGUGUGAAAGUAUCAAACUGGAAAGGGUUCCCUUCGAUAGGCAAUCCGUCAGGGGAUCUUUACAAAACAGAGUAAAGAAAUUCCAGGGGAGUAAACUCGUACUGGUGAGUAACCUACCGAAUGUGUCAGUGACUCAUGGAGAGUUUUUGCACAUGCUGGACGGGGAAGAGGGCCACCAUGUAGGCAAGUUCGUUCGGCUCAGGAGUGGUGGUGACAGUGAUGCGCUGUUGGCCGAGGAUGCCGACAUUUACGACGGACUAGUGAUCAUCCUGGAUGCCUUGGACGACCAAGUGGUCGAAUCGCUAAGCGCCAGCUAUGUAAACAUCUUCAGAGAAAAGAAGAAAAACGUUUUUUUAAGUCUUAACAAUGUAAGCGGGAGAAGCGGGAUGCAAUUCUUAACACAGUUGCAUAUUCAGGUGUAUGGAAGUGGGUCCUAUGUGAAAGAUCCAUUUGGAACUGCAUCACGAGAGGGGGUAGAGAUCCCUGGGGGGAGAAUCAACCAGGGGUAUGCCUUAUACACAGGAGAAAUAAUACGAGAUACGUCAAUCGUUGUUAACCCUUCCGGGGAGAACAAAAGGAAAGUUUUACUCUUCCAAGGGACAGCACAUGUCAUGAUGGGAAAGACGAAGCACAUUCUCUCAGUCGUAACCUGCACACAGACAUGUCUUCUGUACGACAAAAAUGGCAACGUGAUGAAAAAGGCAAAACAGGGAACGAACUUAUCUUUAGUGUCUUCCAGCCAGUGGGACAAUAACUCACGAUUGGUUUUCUCAUCGUCAAGUGACAUUUUCUCGGACCUCUUUUUUCACACAAAUGGGGAGAAUAAAAAAUUGGCCCAAGAGAUACUUGCGUGGAAUUUUAAAAAGAGCGGCAUCGUUCGGUACGAUAAGUUUAAACUGUACAGAGGAGGAGGAAAAAUGAGUCACGCAGCGGAAGACUUAUCAGGAGGUCACCUCUCAGGGGGUGACCUCUUAGGGGGUGACCUCUCAGGGGGACACCGCAUAGCGGCCACUCCCUUUUUCGCAAACGAUUUGAUCCACCUGUCCAUCGACCUUUACGAGUUGAAGAGCAACUUCUGGGUCCCCCUCAAACGGAGGGACAUUCAGUACGAACUCGUCAAAAUGGAAGUUCACAGAAGAGAUUUCCUAAAUCUGUACAGAAAUGCCGACAGUGCAACUUACUACAAAAGUUUUCAUUUGCCAAACGAACACGGUGUGUAUAAAAUAAGGAUAUAUUUCCGCAGAAAAGGCUACAACGUAUUAAAUUUGCAUUUUUUCCUGCCCGUUCGAUCUCCCCUGCAUUAUGAUAAAAACAAAAAAGUGCACUUUGCUUUUUAUCCAUUUUAUACGUACAUUUAUCUGUCUCUUUUUUGUUUUUUCCUUUUUAUUUUGGUCAUUUUGUUUGACGAUUCGGGGGGGACCGCGGAGGAUGGAGGUCAAUGCAGCAGCGGAAAGAAAGACAAAAUGGACUAG
Messenger RNA from Plasmodium inui San Antonio 1, 1554 nucleotides. RefSeq lists its product as hypothetical. The record is from RefSeq and is a predicted model, not a curated record. Gene Ontology annotation, cellular component: oligosaccharyltransferase complex; endoplasmic reticulum membrane. NCBI's taxonomy places the organism in Eukaryota, Apicomplexa, Aconoidasida, Haemosporida, Plasmodiidae. Bases 1 to 1554 code for a protein of 517 amino acids. The transcript has a single exon.